Molecule: messenger RNA, 2266 nt
Organism: Helianthus annuus (common sunflower)
Lineage: Eukaryota; Viridiplantae; Streptophyta; Magnoliopsida; Asterales; Asteraceae
Product: protein transport Sec1a
Exons: 21
Coding region: 108-2054 (648 amino acids)
Biological process (GO): intracellular protein transport; vesicle-mediated transport
Cellular component (GO): plasma membrane; secretory granule
Molecular function (GO): syntaxin binding
Source: RefSeq, a predicted model, not a curated record
CUUCCUUCUCUCUCUCUCUCUCUAGAAUUGAUUUUGUGUUCUUGAAGAUCUCCACGGUUUCAUUUCUCAAAUUUUAAUAUCAAAUUUCUGAUUCUUAUUAUAUUUCAAUGUCUUGCAAUGAUUCCGAUUCGUCCUCUCACGGCGGAGAGUAUAGGAAUUUUCGUCAGAUCAGCCGCGAUAGAUUGCUGCAUGAAAUGCUCAAAUCCUCAUCAGGAGACACUAGAUCAAGUUGGAAGGUGCUUAUCAUGGAUAAAGUUACCGUGAAAGUUAUGUCUGCUUCAUGCAAGAUGACAGAUAUCACAGAUCAAGGAGUUUCCUUGGUGGAAGACAUUUUUAAGAGAAGGCAACCUAUGCCAUCUAUGGAUGUUAUCUAUUUCAUUCAACCAAUUAAGGAGAACAUUAUCAUGUUUUUAUCUGACAUGUCGGGAAGAGAACCGUUAUACAGGAAAGCAUUUGUGUUUUUUAGUACCCCCGCACCAAAGGAUUUAGUAAGUCGAUUAAAGAGUGACAUGAGCGUUUUACCACGCAUUGGUGCGCUAAGAGAGAUGAAUCUGGAAUACUUUCCUAUCGAAAGUCAGGCAUUUACAACUGAUCAUGAUAAAGCUCUAGAAGAUAUGUACAGUCAGCUUGCGGAGAAUUCCCGCCAAUUUGAGGCUGCGUUGAACACAAUGUCUACUCGCAUUGCUACUGUUUUUGCUUCAAUGAAGGAACUUCCAUUUGUAUGGUACCGUGCAAAGGGGAUGGAUGGAUCUAGUGCCGCAACAUUCCGUGAUUUAGUGCCCGUAAAGCUUGCUUCUGCUGUCUGGAACUCCAUUUCAAUGUAUAAAACUACAAUUGCUAAUUUCCCGCAGACCGAAACAUGUGACCUUGUCAUUGUGGAUAGAUCUCUUGAUCUGAUUGCACCCAUCAUACAUGAAUGGACGUAUGACGCAAUGUGCCAUGAUCUGCUAGACUUGGAAGGGAAUAAAUACGUGCAAGAGGUCCCUGGUAAAUCUGGUAGCGAGACUCAGAGAAAAGAGUUCCUUUUGGAAGACCAUGAUGCAGUUUGGCUUGAAAUGCGCCAUUUACACAUAGCUGAAGCUAGUGAAAAAUUGAGCGACAAGAUGCAAAAUUUUGUGUCGAAAAACAAAGCUGCACAAUUACAACAAAGAGACGGGGGUGAUUUAUCUACACGAGAGAUACAGAAGAUGGUUCAAGCUUUGCCUCAAUAUAAUGAACAAAUGGAGAAGCUCUCACUCCAUGUAGAGAUUGCUGGAAAAAUCAACAAAAUUAUCAGAGAUGAAGCGCUCAGAGAUCUUGGUCAAGUUGAGCAGGAUCUUGUAUUCGGUGAUUCUGGGACAAAGGAAGUCAUUAACUUUUUAAGGAUGCAUCAGGACUCGAGACCCCAAUACAAGUUGAGACUAAUAAUGAUUUAUGCUAUGGUAUACCCCGAAAAGUUUGAGGGUGACAAAGCAACAAAGCUUAUGCAGUUGGCAAAAUUGCCUCCGGAGGAUAUGAAGGCGAUACAAAAUAUGAGAUUGCUUGAGGGAUCGAACAAAAAAAAGAAACACCAUGGAGCCUUCUCCCUUAAGUUUGAUGCUCAAAAGAGGAAUAACGCAUUAAGAAAGGAUAAGACGGGAGAAGAGGAAACAUGGCAACUCUCCAGAUUUUAUCCUAUGUUGGAGGAUUUGCUUGAAAAAUUAGCCAAACAUAAUCUGGAAAAGGAUGAGUACCAAUGCAUGAACAAUCCAAGUAAUCAAAGUUCUUCUAGUAGCGGCACGCAUGACACAUCAGCAAGGAGUGGGUCAGCGAGUCAUCCAAAUUCAAGGAGAUCAAGAAGGACCGCCACAUGGGCAAAGCCCCGUCCAGCUGAUGGACACUCGAGCAAUCCGGGAGGUACUAAGGACGUGAAACACAUGGGACAACGUUUAUUUGUUUUUAUCAUCGGUGGGGCCACCAGAUCCGAGUUGCGUGUUUGUCACAAACUCACUGAUAAACUAAAAAGAGAGGUUAUACUAGGUUCGACUAGUAUCGAUGAUCCACCACAAUAUAUAUCGAAAAUUAAGUUGCUGUAACCUUGGAGCUGGAGAUUGUGUAUGGUUGGUUAGUCCUACAGGCACACUAGACUAGCUUGCACAAAUCUUGAUAUACUGACAAUAUAGAAGGAAAAAUGAACCUGCAGAGUAAGUAUAUGUUUUAUUCGGGAUGGACGUUCGAACUUGAGUUGUAUUACUCCACUAAUAUGAACGAUUUUGAGUUCGAAGUAUAUUGAUUUCUUGACCUUAAA